UCUGGGGUCGGAAAACACCGCCGCUGCUUCUUCGGCACUCAGAGGAAUGACAGCUAACACAAAAAACUUAUUCAGCUAACUGAUCGUGAGCUUUUCCUGUUUUUUUUUUCUCCUCCGGUUUUUAUUGGAUGAGUGCCUGUAAAUUAUUUCUACGCUUUUUAGUUUGAACAGUAACCAUGACUGGAGUUUUCGACAGUCUCAGCACAGAUAUGCAUUCCAACCAGAUUACCUCGAGCAGUUACCACAGCUUGCACAAAUCCCAGGAAUCCCCUACUUUACCAGUGUCCACGGCCACAGACAGCAGCUACUACACGAACCAGCAGGCUGGACACUGCGCAGGCUCGCCCUACGGACAGCUCGGCGCCUACCAGUACCACAGCAACGGCAUGACCGGCGUGCAGUACGGCAACAAGUCAUACGACCUGGGAUUCAACAGCUCUUUCAGCCCGUACGGCACCUACGGCUCGAGCACUUCACCCACUCCGGCAGACACAGAAAAGGAGGAGAGUGAGCCUGAAAUCCGGAUGGUGAACGGGAAGCCAAAGAAAGUGAGAAAACCCCGAACGAUCUACUCGAGUUUCCAGCUCGCCGCGCUGCAGAGGCGCUUCCAGAAGACGCAGUAUCUGGCGCUGCCGGAGAGAGCCGAGCUGGCCGCCUCGCUGGGACUCACCCAGACCCAGGUGAAAAUCUGGUUUCAGAAUCGUCGCUCCAAGUUCAAGAAGUUGUGGAAGAACGGAGAGAUUCCGCCCGAGCAGCACGUGGCCUCCAGCGAGUCUCCCCCCUGCCACUCUCCACCCGUCAGCAGCGCCUGGGACUUUCCGCACAGCCAGAGGAUGAACGGAGUGCCUCCGGCUCUGGCGCAGAGCAGCGGCUCGCCCAGCACCACGGCGCCUUCAUUCCUCCCCAACUACACCUGGUACUCCAGCACAGCCUCGGCCACGCACCUACAGCCCAGCGCACUGGCAGCGCACCACCAGAACACAGCCGUGAGCGCCGGGACCAUAUUUUAACAAAACAAAACAAACAAACAAACAGAAAUGAACACUGACUAUUUUUUUUCCAACUGGAAAAAUUCAUUUUGCAAGACUGAAAGCUUCAUGUGACUCACACAGGCCUCGAUUUCCGAGAGAUGCCGCGACUGCUUAAACCGGCGAACCAUUGCGUAUAAAUACUGUGUUUUUUCUUCUUUUC
Colossoma macropomum (tambaqui) is the source of this 1191-nucleotide messenger RNA. RefSeq names its product distal-less homeobox 2a (gene dlx2a). Gene Ontology annotation, molecular function: DNA-binding transcription factor activity, RNA polymerase II-specific; RNA polymerase II cis-regulatory region sequence-specific DNA binding. The transcript has 3 exons. Lineage: Eukaryota; Metazoa; Chordata; Actinopteri; Characiformes; Serrasalmidae. The record is from RefSeq and is a predicted model, not a curated record. Gene Ontology annotation, biological process: cell differentiation; negative regulation of transcription by RNA polymerase II; embryo development. Bases 177 to 1010 code for a protein of 277 amino acids.